Molecule: messenger RNA, 1890 nt
Organism: Geosmithia morbida
Lineage: Eukaryota; Fungi; Ascomycota; Sordariomycetes; Hypocreales; Bionectriaceae
Product: FAD dependent oxidoreductase
Exons: 4
Coding region: 1-1890 (629 amino acids)
Biological process (GO): retrograde transport, endosome to Golgi
Cellular component (GO): late endosome; cytoplasm
Molecular function (GO): oxidoreductase activity
Source: RefSeq, a predicted model, not a curated record
AUGGAUGGGAAGCGCAAUAUAGUCAUUGUAGGAGGCGGCAUCAUUGGUAGCACAACAGCCUACUUCCUCACCCGCCACCCCAAGUUCAGCCCGGCCCUUCACACCGUGACCCUGCUCGAGGCAGCACCCACCCUCGCGGCCGGCGCAUCGGGCAAAGCAGGCGGUCUAUUAGCUCAAUGGGCCUAUCCGUCGUGCCUGGUUCCCCUGUCGUAUAGGCUGCAUGCCGACUUGGCAGCUGAGCACAAUGGUGUCCAGAGGUGGGGGUAUCGCCAUGUCCAAUGUGGGAGCAUCGAGGCGGCCGUGUCCAAGGAUCGGAUAGACGGGCAGAAGCUGGCGGGCGACGGCAUAGGAGACGCCCAGAAGAAGUGGGAGAAGCUACCAAAGCAGGACGACGCAGCAAAAGAUCUUCUCGACCCCCGCACCGGCAUGCCCCGUGAUCUAGACUGGAUAGACGUCGAUGUCGUCCAAGCCUACGCGGAGAUGGGUUCGCCAGGUGCAGCAGAGACAUCCCAAGUCCACCCUCUCCAUUUCACAAAGUCGAUGGGUGAGCUCGCCGGCGCGGCGGGCGUGGAAAUACGCACCAAUGCCAAGGUGACGAAGCUGCGCACGUCAGCCACAGGCGUCGAGGGCGUCGAGUACCUAGAUCGCAACACGGGAGAGACAAGGGAGAUGAGCCAUGUGACGGACAUAGUCGUGGCAGCAGGCCCGUGGACCGGACGAGUCCUUCCCCGGUCCAAAGUCGAGGGUCUCCGCGCCCACAGUGUCGUGUACGAGGCUGAUGUCAGUGCCUAUGCUGUCUUCACGGAUAUCUCCCUUCCCACCGACUUUGUCCCUGAGCAUCGUGCCAAGAUGGGGCAGUCGAGACGUCAUAGGGGCAACGUCGAUCCGGAAAUGUAUGCCAGGCCAUUUGGCGAAGUCUACGCGUGUGGCGAACCGGAUACCACCGUACCCCUCCCCGAGACGGCCGACCUUGUCCAAGUCGAACAAGCCCAAUGCGAUGACAUAAUAGCCUACAUCGGAACCAUAAGCCCCAUUCUAGGAGCCGCCCCGAUCAAGGCGAAGCAGGCGUGCUACCUGCCCCAGCAUAUCCGCUUCGGCCACGAGAGCGGUCCGCUCAUAGGCAAAACUGCAAUUCCGGGACUGUUCGUCGCGGCGGGACAUACCUGUUGGGGCAUACAAAAUGGUCCAGGGACGGGAAAGCUCAUGUCUGAGUUUGUGUUUGAUGGGGAGGCCAAGAGUGCGAAUAUAUCCAAGCUGGAUCCGAGAAAGUUCAAGGUGAACAAAAAAGAGACUCUGGCGCAGAACUACCGCCGUCUAGGCCUGGCGGCUCGCCUGCGCGGUCCCACAGGCGGCACGGAGAAGCUUCUCAGCAGCAGCAAGGAGGCCGGUGCAUCUGGCCGGCCAGCCAAGCGCAGCGACGUCGACCCGUUCGCCAUCGCGCCUACGAACCAAAAGGCCGUCCUGGGGGAGGCCAAGGUCGAGCGCGACGCCUCGGGUCGGAUCGUCCGCGUCAUCCGUCCGGGUAGCGGCAACGAUGCCAACCCCCUCAACGACCCCCUCAACGAGUACGACUCCGACUCGGACGACGGCACCGGCGCCAAGAAGAAGGGCGCCAAGAUUGACAAUGGCGUCGCCAACUACGAGGAGUGGGGCGGCAUCCGGGAGCAGGGCGACGAGACGGACGUCGUCAGGACGCUCAUGGACGAGGCCAGGAACCCCGCCGAGAAGAAACCCAGGUACCAGUCCUCCCGGGAGAGGGAGUGGCUCACCAGCCUCGUCGACAAGCACGGCGACGAUGUCACCGCCAUGGCCAGGGAUCGCAAGUUGAAUCCCAUGCAGCAGACCGCUGCCGAUAUAGCGAGGCGUCUGAAGAAGCUGAGAAAGGAGUAG